Molecule: messenger RNA, 897 nt
Organism: Helianthus annuus (common sunflower)
Lineage: Eukaryota; Viridiplantae; Streptophyta; Magnoliopsida; Asterales; Asteraceae
Product: ATP-dependent DNA helicase pif1-like
Exons: 1
Coding region: 1-897 (298 amino acids)
Biological process (GO): DNA repair; telomere maintenance
Molecular function (GO): DNA helicase activity
Source: RefSeq, a predicted model, not a curated record
AUGAGUGAUGAUGCAAGUCAUAUACAUGGCAUAGUAAAUGACGAAGAUCAAAUGCAAUAUUUUCUUUAUGAAAUUGAGUUGUUAUUACAUUCUGGGACACCCUCGACUUCAUUGUCUGAUUACGGAUUACCCAUGCCUAAACCAGAAGUGCUUGCAUCAUUGACUAAUCGACUGUUGUUGGAAGAGAGAAAUCACGAUAGACAAACACUUAGAAUUGAGCAUGACUCAUUCCGCUCCAGCCUACAUCCAGAGCAAAAUUCUAUUUAUGAACAUGUGAUAACAUCUUUAUCACUAAACAGACAAGUUCUGGCAUUUGUUUAUAGGCAUGGUGGGACUGGAAAGACUUUCCUAUGGAAAACAAUUAUUGCCAAACUACGUUCUGAUGGCAACAUUGUUUUGGCAGUUGCAGCCUCAGGUAUUGCUUCGUUGUUACUUCCCUCUGGCAGAACAGCUCAUUCACGAUUUAAAAUACCGAUAGAUCUGACCGAUGAAUCACUAUGCUAUAUAAAGAAAAAGACACAACUUGCUCAGCUGCUAACAGAAACCUCACUUAUAGUUUGGGAUGAGGCUCCAAUGAAUGAUCGACGAUGCUUUGAAUCAUUAGACAAAAGCCUAAAAGAUUUAUUAGGUGAUUGUAGCAGGCCAUUCGGUGGCAAAUCAGUUCUCUUAAGCGGCGAUUUCCGUCAGACUUUACCCGUUAAACCAAAAGCAUCUAAAACGGGAAUCUUAAACUCGGCAUUACCUAGGUCGUAUCUAUGGCCUUACUUCAACGUUUACAAGCUGACCGAGAACAUGCGACUACAACGGCCAAACAUGGAUUUAGCAAACAGAACUCAGGUUGCUUCCUUCUCAGCAUGGCAAGGUGGGCGACGGGGUAUUAGGCACACCAGACGAUGA